Messenger RNA from Passer domesticus (house sparrow), 5011 nucleotides. Its product is annotated as complement C1q and tumor necrosis factor-related protein 9A-like. The transcript has 4 exons. NCBI's taxonomy places the organism in Eukaryota, Metazoa, Chordata, Aves, Passeriformes, Passeridae. Bases 3692 to 4726 code for a protein of 344 amino acids. Gene Ontology annotation, molecular function: protein binding. The record is from RefSeq and is a predicted model, not a curated record.
ACACCAUUCUCUUUUUGUUUUCCCAGUAACAGCUUCAGUACUUCCCAGCACAAAUUCAUUUUGACAAUGCCUAAGCCUGGUUCUGGUAUUGAUUUUUUCAUUGUUCAGGCAAAGCCCAUACUUGCUGCUGUCUCAGCCUGUGAUUACUGUGCUUUACCUUGUUGUGGCAGAGGGUUCACACAGUGCCCCUUGAAAUACAUGCCAGGUGCAGCUUCUGUGCUAAUUAAGCUCCUGCUAACAGAGGAUGGUGACUUAAGUACUGCAGUGCAGGUAAGGAGGAUUUAAUUUUUUUUUUUUAAUGAAAGCAAAACCACUUAAAAUGUUUUUUUUUUUUUUUUAACAAAAGGCCUGUUCUCCACAUAUGUGUGAACAGGCGUACCUGCCUGCUUGAUAGAGCAAUGGGCAAUGCAGCUGGGGAUUCGACUUCUCUGAUUCAGGAAAGUUUUUUGUGUCUCAUUAUUUUGACAGGGCAGAGGGCCACAUCUUAAAGGUCUGCCUGUGUCCUUCCUGCUCCAGACUGUGUCAAAAAUUGUGUUUUGCUGAGACACAUCAGCUUUAACAAAGCAACAUACUUUGUUGAAAUAUUUUCAUCAGAAAUGUUUUGACAAGUUCAAAUGCUGGCACAAUAGCUGGUUUGCUAAUUCUUUACUCCUCUUACCAAUAUCUGGGCUCUUCUAUUUCUUUGUUCAUCUCACAGCUGAAAGUUUCUGCCUCCCAAGGCAGCUGCUGCAGUGGGAUGUGUGCUGAGUGCUCCAACAUUGAAGUGAAAGGCACAGUUUGAGCACUUAGUGAGAUAGAUUAGAUGACAUAAAAACAUACCCUAAGCAAAUACUGGAGUAGGAUGUUGCAGUCAAUAGGCUUUCUAAGGACCCUGUGGUUCAUCUGGCCAGGGUGAGCUCAUUUGUGCCUUUUAUUUCAUGCUUGGGCAGUCAGGCUAAAUCCUGUAAAUCAUUCUGUACUUUUUGCUUUUAAGUUCCUUGAGAGCUGAUCUAUCAGACGGAGCUUUUAGUUUGCACAGAAAUAGCACUGCUUGUCUUAGAUUUUUUUUUUUUAUGCUUUAGGUUUUUUCCAAAGGCUGCAUAAUGACCUGUGCUUAGUAACAGAGACAAGGACUCAAGCCUUUUCAUGUUCCAGAAUCAAAGGAGAAAUUAAAAACUCAGUGAAAAACAGCACAGCACGUAGUUUUUAAGGAAAGCACAUAAAUACUCCUUAUACAAAUAAAUGUGUUUCUAAAUGCUUUACAAAAAUCUAGCUACUCUAUUUAGAGGAUAUGUAAUUGUGAGAAUAUGAUAAAACUGUAUAAACUCUUAGCACACUUUUUUUGUUAAUUUUAAGUCUCUGUUUAGUUCACUGCAAUCAGAACUUGUCCAGUGCUUGGAGCUGAGAACUCACCUACUGCCACUAUUAGGUAUUUAGGCUCUGAUUUCAAAAAACAAACGUGUGUGUGUACGUGUUUUACACCUGCAGCUCCUUUGUAGACUCCAUGUGGCAUCCCCAAAUGUCUCAGCUGGCACCUGCAGCAGGUUGCACCAGACAAGUGACCUGCAUCCAUCACACCUUCCUUCUGUUUACAUUACACAUUGUCUGUUUUCAGCACAUCAUUACAUCCUACAUUUCUGUUGUGCAUCUUGGGGGAGAGUAGGGGAGUAUGUAUGUGUGAUUGACACCUGGACAACAUUUAUUUGAGUAAUUUUAAUGUUCUAAGAGUCGGACACCUGCAUUGGCAGCCAAACCACUCUGUGGACAAGCAGAGGUUGUAAGGUGUCUAUCUGCAUCACUGGAGUCAUCAGUGAAGUUCAGAAGAGCAGAUCUAAGAGGAAGGAGUACCACUGCUCUUCAAGGGCUGAGUUUCUCUCCAAACACAAAGGUGAUGUAGGAUUUUUCCAGGGAUUUUUUUCAGGAAAGCUGAAACUGCUCAAGAAGAAAAGAGGAGCCUCAGGUGCACCAUGGCCUCUUCCUAUAAGCACACCCCAGACUUUAGUGAUACUGACUUAUUGAAAAAGUGUGUAGAAACUGCUCUGCUAAUAAGGUGAGGUAUAUCUAAUUAACCAUCAUGGUCAUUGCUGUCAUAUUCAUCUCCUAACAAAGGUAAUUAGCACAGCAGUCAAUCUAAAAACCUCUGCAUCUCUUGCUUUUCAGAUGCAAUGUUUUUUAAGAGCAAAGAUUAACUCUUUGCUCCCAUGUAAUUAUUCAAAUCAUUAUUCUGUGAUGAGACAAGGCACUAAAAAGCAGCUGAAGGAAACAUUUGUUUUUAAGGCUAUUUCUACAGCACUUUUCUUGGUUGUCUGUUAAAAAUGCAUCAAACCAGACUAACUGCAGAGUCCAUCAAGGUAUAGAUAACUAAUGAAUGAUGUUAUUCCUAACUGGCAGGAUAGGCUUUUUUUUAAUGACUCAAACUUUUAAGUGAGAAAGGAGGCUGAGGCUAAGCAGGCUUAGAAAAUUUCAGAUGGUGUUUAGUGGGUAAAGAGAAAAGGAUUGUUCAUUGUGGCUCUCAUUUAUUCUUGUCAGCAUAGCAGCAAGGUUAAUUUGGCUACAGAAGUUCAUUCAAGUAGAGCAGCGAAUUGCUGCCCAUGGUCACUCUUUUUCCCCAGGGCGUGGUGGACACCAUGUCCCAGGUUCAAGCCAGGGCAACUCAACUCUUGCAAUAUUUUGGUGUAGCCACAGGGUGGUGGUGAAGAUCUUAGAGAAAACUUCGUUUCUCUGCUGCGCUGAGGGAGCGUUCUUUGAUGUGUGCAGAGCACACGUGCCACAUCUUUGCAGUGUGGUGACACCCUCAGACACUGUUUGCAGUCACUUGAACCAACAAGGGUGAAUUAAGGCCACUUCCUCUAACACAUUAACUCACGUUGCUUUUGGUUUUAUCCUUCACUGUUGAUGAUCAGCAUUUAGGGAGUUGAUGAUAAGCCCAGUUGACUUCCACUAGUAAGGACUGUUGUCUAAGGAGACAACAGCCGUUCCAGUAGUUUCAAAAAGACACAAUUAAGAAUUGAGUUAUGGCAUUUUUCAAAUGGCAUUUUUCAAAUACAUAGUUUAGUAGCCCAAUAGCAUUGACUGUUCCUUGAAUAGCUAGAUAGGAAGCCUGCUUAUUAGACAUGAAAAACUUUGUAGUUCUAUUUAUUUACUCUAUUUUUAAUCUAACCAUGUUACUUCUUUUCCAUAAUCACCUAAUAAUUGUAAUGCCACAUUCUCAGCAUUUUUUGUUUUAAUUUCUACAGUCUUUGUCCCUAAAUCCAUUGUAAAUUACCUGAUUCAGAAAUUACCUUCAGUACAUAUUUUUGCAGCACAGUAAUGGUGUGAGACAUGCCUUCUAUCUCACAAACCAUCCAAGGUGUCAGAGGCUAACAUUUGUGUGAUAUAUUUGUACAAAGGAACAGGAAAUCAAAGCCUUAUUAAUCCAUUUUAACAAUUUCCUUUUAUGUAACAGUGGUAAAAGCCAAAGUACAGAGCACUUCAGCUUAACAUUGGAAUAAAUAGAAAGACUCCACUUUAAACCUGUGUUUUAAUUAUUGAACAGCUCUCAAAAUUAAAUCACUGACCUUUGAGAAUUUAGUCACCAAACAAGAGUUUGUCCUUAAGGCACAUAUUGGAGUGUUCAUUCCUUUACAUGAAGUUUCUACACUGAGUUUAAAGAUGCCCAAGAACACUGCAAGUACCAAGUGAACAAGCCAAAGUCAUAUAACCUAUGUAAAGAAUGAAAAGCUGGAUUGUACUGCUGGCUAUUGUAGUCAGCACAGCAGAAACACAGAAGCAGGACGUCUGCACCCAAGGGUAUCCUGGCAUCCCUGGCAAUCCUGGGCACAAUGGCAUACCUGGUCGGGACGGACGUGACGGGUCAAAAGGAGACAAGGGAGAUACAGGUGAACCAGGAAUUCCUGGCAGUCCAGGAAAAGAUGGUGUCAAUGGAGAGAAAGGUGAACGAGGAACCAAUGGGACUGUUGAAGAGAAGGGGAACAAAGGAGAUAAAGGAGAAAGAGGACCACCUGGGAAACUGGGACCAAAAGGAUUUAUGGGAUCAGUGGGUUACAAAGGUCAGAAGGGAGAGCUGGGACUGCAAGGACAAAAGGGGUUAAAAGGAGACAUUGGACCCAUAGGUCCAAAAGGAACAAAGGGGGAAAUUGGCCACCCUGGAAGAGUUGGUUUCCCAGGGCCAAUUGGCCCGAUUGGUAAUCCAGGUCCUAAAGGUAAUAUUGGAGGUAUAGGGCCACAGGGUAAUCCGGGAAUUCAGGGGGAAAGAGGCUUGAAAGGAGACAGAGGAGACAAGGGGGACGUAGGUGCCCCAGGAGUGCUGCCAAGGAGUGCUUUCAGCGUUGGCCUCACAGCCAACACCAAGUUUCCCCCUCCGAAUCGCCCGAUCAAGUUUGACAAGGUGCUGUAUAACAGCCUGAACGACUUCAACUCUGCUACUGGCAAGUUCACCUGCAAACACCCCGGUGUUUACUAUUUCACCUACCACAUCACUGUCUACUCGAGGAACGUGCGCGUAGCUCUCGUGAAGAACGGCAUCAAGAUGCUGCACACGGUGGACAGGUACCAGAGCGGAGAGGACCAGGCCUCGGGAGCCGCCAUCCUCGAGCUGCAGGGAGGAGACGAGGUGUGGCUGCAGGCCCACCAAGGAGAGGCUUUCAACGGGCUCUUUGCAGACGGCGAUGACGAUACCACCUUCUCUGGGUUCCUCCUGUUCGGCACCGCUGACCCACCGCAGCCACUGCUGCUGCCCACCCCGUAGCUCCGCGUUAUCCCCGAAUGCUGCGUGCCUGUGCCCCUCAGCCCUCCCUAAGAGAGGGGCUGGGCAGUUUCUGCUGGAUUCAACGGAAAAGGCUUGGUUCUAGGAAAAGCUUCUGCACAAGAGAGGACAAGUCUUCAGAAUCGACAGUGCUGGGCUUAACACCUUGGUGGUUUGAUGACUUACUUGAGGCGUUCACAGGGGUGUGUACCCCCGUUCUGAUGAACAAAUUUUAAAGCAAAGUGUGGAUGAAAUAAAAGACAGAAGUUCUGGAAUUAUGUUGUGUGG